Stegodyphus dumicola is the source of this 2850-nucleotide messenger RNA. RefSeq names its product integrin beta-PS-like. The record is from RefSeq and is a predicted model, not a curated record. Gene Ontology annotation, molecular function: integrin binding. NCBI's taxonomy places the organism in Eukaryota, Metazoa, Arthropoda, Arachnida, Araneae, Eresidae. Gene Ontology annotation, biological process: cell-matrix adhesion; integrin-mediated signaling pathway; cell-cell adhesion. Gene Ontology annotation, cellular component: focal adhesion; integrin complex; cell surface.
CGAAAAAAGGACAUGGAUGUUUGAAUUCGAUAUCCGGCAAGAUAGUGAUAGCGCAAAAUCAAACCGUGUUACUGCUUACUAUUCGGUACCCAAUGUGUUGAUCCCUUUCAAGACCGCUACGAACAUGGACAGAAACCGGACCCGGAUACAUCUACCAAAACAUAUCUUUUUUACCUUACUUAUUAUUCAGAAUUUGAAACAUGAAGCUACCGCUAACCAAUGCCUUGCGAAAGAAACUUGCAGCGAGUGUAUAACUGAAAGUCCCCUCUGUGCAUGGUGUUGGCAGGAAGAUUUUUCUGGCACAAGAUGUGAUUUCACAGAGAAUUUAAGAAAAGUUUGCAACAAUGUAGUGUCGCCAAAUGAUGAAAUAAAAAAAUUAAAGGAUAUGAAUUUGAGCGACAAAGGAGCAAAGGAAAGCGAAGCUAUACAAGUUAAACCCCAAGAAAUAAGACUGAAACUAAGACCAAAUUCCGUGAUGAAAUUUAAAUUAGAGUUUCGACAGGCAGUAGACUAUCCCGUUGAUCUCUAUUACCUCAUGGAUUUGUCAAAUUCAAUGGCCGAUGACAAAGAUAAACUAGCUGAACUGGGAAACAAGUUAGCAGCAGAAAUGGGGACUAUUACGAACAACUUCAGAUUAGGAUUUGGAUCUUUCGUUGACAAAACUACGGCCCCGUAUGUCAAUACGCAUCCUGACAAACUUCGAGAACCAUGCGCUGGAUGUGCUGCUCCUUAUGGUUUUCACAAUGAUAUGCCACUGAGUUCCAAAACACAUGAGUUUGCUAGGAAAGUCAAAGCAACUCCUGUAUCUGGCAACUUAGAUGCCCCAGAAGGAGGUCUCGAUGCCAUUAUGCAAGCCAUUGUUUGUAAAGAUGAAAUUGGAUGGCGGAAUAAGUCAAGAAAACUUCUCGUCUUCUCAACUGAUAAUGGAUUUCAUUACGCUGGAGACGGCAAGCUCGGUGGCAUCAUUAGUCCCAAUGACGAAACAUGCCAUUUGGAUUCUCGUGGCUCCUAUACCAAAAGUACAGAACUUGAUUACCCAUCCUUGAGUCAAAUAAAAAAUCAAGUGAAGAAGAAUUAUGUUAAUAUAAUCUUUGCGGUUACCAGCGAUCAAGUAAAAUUAUAUGAAAAACUCAGCAGAUUGCUUACGGGCUCUAGCACUGGUAAAUUGGAGAACGACUCGAGCAAUGUUGUUGACCUCGUCAGGCAACAGUAUGAUAAAAUCACUUCUUCUGUGGAGUUGACAGAUAACAACAAUGAUCCCAAUAUACGCAUCUCUUAUUACUCCAAAUGCCUCGGUAAUAAAAUAGAGAAAACAAACGUAUGCAAAGGUCUUAAAGUAGGAACGCAUGUGACCUUUGAAAUAUCUGUAGAGUACACGUUUUGCCCUCGAGAUCGUAGCCAGUGGAACCGAACAUUUCAAAUCUAUCCUGUUGGAGUGCCUGACCAGUUGAUCAUUCACCUGGAAAUGAUUUGCGAAUGUGAAUGCGAAAAACCAAAGUACCAGGUGCGUAACAGCCCGAAGUGCAGUGAGGGUAAAGGUACAUUUCAGUGCGGCAUAUGUGACUGUUAUAACCAAACAUACGGGAGUCGAUGCGAAUGCGAUGGCUUAGAUUCGCAUUCUUCUGUUGAUGUUAACAGCUGUUAUAAUGGUGAUGAUACAAAACCUUGUUCGGGACAAGGAACUUGUGUAUGUGGCAAGUGUGAGUGUUUCACUCGGCAGAAUCCUGACGAAAAAAUAUACGGCAAGUACUGUGAAUGCAACAAUUUCAGUUGCGACAAAUUUGAUGGGAAAUUCUGUAAUGGAAAAGAUCACGGAGUUUGUGACUGUGGCCUCUGCAAGUGCCUUAGCGGUUGGACCGGUGAAAACUGUGGAUGCAGAGACAGUACAGCUGCAUGCAUGCCUCCAAAUGGAGAGAUGUGCAGUGGACAUGGCACUUGCGAAUGCGGCAUCUGUAAAUGCGACACUAGCGAACAAGAGUAUUUUGGAAGAUAUUGUGAUGACUGCGCGACAUGUCCUGGUAUGUGCGACGAAUUGCAGGAAUGUGUGGAAUGUUGGGUAAGGGACCAGAAAGGAGAAAAUCUGAACUGCACGUCUUGUGGUUAUGCUAUAGUACAUCCCAUUGAAAACAUCAGAGUGGGAGAAAUGGAAAAACAAUGCACUUUUGAAGAUAAAGAAAAAUGUCGAUAUACUUUUAAAUAUUCUUUUGAUGACAUGAAUAGGCUGUUAGUCUUCCCCAAAAUGAAGCUGGAAUGUCCUGAACCCAUCAACGUGGUUGCUAUCGUUUCUGGAGUAUCCGGUGGUGUGGUAGCUACCGGCUUAUUCUUGUUGAUGCUGUGGAAGAUCCUGACUACCAUUCACGACAGGAGAGAGCUUGCAAAAUUUGAAAAGGAAAGACUUAUGGCCAAAUGGCAAGAGGGAGAGAACCCCAUUUACAUACAAGCCACCAGCACUUUCCAGAAUCCUGCAUAUGGAGGUGACUGAAAAUGAGCGAAAUAUUAAUUUCAGUAUGAAGAAGCUCUAAAAAGAAAAGAAAAGAAAAUUGCUUUUUAUAAUAUCAAAUUAAAAAACAAAUGAAAGCUCCCCAAAAUAAUAAAGCAAAACUCAAUUAAAUUGUUUAUUAUAAUAAAAUAUUCGUGUUAAAGGAAAUGAUUAUUCAAGGAAAAAUUAGAGUUUUCAUACGAUUGAUCAAUAAGUGAUACGCAACAUGAUUUUUUUAUAUUUAUAUUCAAUUUGGUUGUGAAAAAAAAAGUAACUUGCUAUUUUAAUGCCAUUUACUUUUGUGAACAUCUUCUGUAAAAAGUAUUUUAUAUUUAUUUAAUUUUUAUAAAUAAAAACAAAUAUUAACAAAA